Messenger RNA from Penicillium daleae, 1032 nucleotides. Its product is annotated as CIA30 family protein. Bases 1 to 1032 code for a protein of 343 amino acids. Gene Ontology annotation, biological process: mitochondrial electron transport, NADH to ubiquinone; mitochondrial respiratory chain complex I assembly. NCBI's taxonomy places the organism in Eukaryota, Fungi, Ascomycota, Eurotiomycetes, Eurotiales, Aspergillaceae. The transcript has 3 exons. The record is from RefSeq and is a predicted model, not a curated record. Gene Ontology annotation, cellular component: mitochondrion.
AUGAUCCCAACGCGGAGCUUGGCUGCACAAGGCGGCUUCUUCAAGCGGAGCGCCGAAGAAUUCAGCCGCCUCUCUAAGAUCGCUUGGAACACCGAAGCCCUGCACACUCCGACCAAGCCAUACGUCCUAUUGAACUUUGAAGAUGCGUCCGAAGUCGAAGGAUGCAAGACUAUGGCCGACCGCGCCGUCGGCGGAUACAGCACGGCGAGCUUGGACUUUGAACCCGCAGAUCCCGCUUCAAACACCCCAGCACACGCGCGCUUCCAUGGCAGCAUCUCCACCAAGCUACCGGCGAACUGGCGCGUCGAGAGAACUGGAUACGCUGCGUUCCGCAACCGAGACCGCGGUCUCUGGCUCUUCGGCCGUCUCUUCUGGGACGUCGAUCCCUACGCAUACCUUGCUCUCCGGAUCAAGUCCGACGGCCGUCGGUAUACCGUGAAUAUCCAGACAGACUCCAUCGUGGAGACGGACAUCCAUCAACACAGAUUGUACACCCGGCACCACCGUGUCCACGGUCAAACACCCAUGCGGCAAGCCCUGCGAUCCAGAACCCCCGAAGACUCCGAUGCUAAGGAAGCGCUACACACACAAGGCAUUCCCGAUGCUCUGUCGGACUUCCCGCCCGAAUCCACUAUCAUCUCCUCUUCCUCUAGCGCUACGACUGCCGGUACGACGGGAUGGGAGACUGUCAUGUUGCCGUUCAACUCGUUUGUCCGGACGAAUCAUGGGUACGUGAUGGAGCCGCAGACGUGUCUGAUUCGCUCGCGGGUGAAGAGUAUUGGCAUUGGUCUUACGGAUCGUAUUGAGGGACCGUUUGAUCUGCGCAUUCAUAAGAUCUGGGCUACGAAUGGGAUUGGCGAAGCUGAUAUUGAGGAGGAGCGGCGGAUCUGUGGUGCAGAUGCGUUGCCCAUCGAUGAAGGCGUGAGGUCUGCCUGGACGGAUAAAAAGGCCACGAAGGAGGAGGAUGGUCAGAAGGGCUCUGCGACGAAAGAAAAGGGUCUGAAGGGAUUGAAGUCCGAAUGGGACGAGUGA